GAAAGGUUGAUUAUGUUUCUCCCGCUGAAUUUUAGCCGAAAUUGCCUGCCACUGUUAAAGUGAGAAAGUUAGUAGGUUAUUUCCUUGCCUGACUGAGGAAUAACGCUGCUACUUUUUUUAACAGCUGAACAAAGAGAUUUCCAGCCACCUCCAUUUUACUGUUACCAGAAUCAGGCCUACAGCAUGGGUAAUGACGUCAGCCAGGAAUCACAGAAGUACGGACAACCUCUCCCAAAUGACAUCUCUGUCACGUGGACCAAGUCCAAGUCAGUGUUCCCAUUCUCUGCGCGUGACGGACACUCCUCGUGUGCCCUGGGGAAUAAGGUGUAUGUGUUGGGAGGAGUAAUACAGGGGGAGCCGGGUCAGAUCGCAGAGGUUAAUGACCUUCUUGUAUUUGAUGUGGGAUCUGAAACCUGGUCUAAGGUGGAUGUGAAAGGUGACAUUCCAAUCCCAUGUUCAGCCUCAGCCCUUACCGCAGUGGGGGACAAGCUGUACUUGUUUGGGGGGUUGAGUCAUGAAGUCGGCUGGCUUGACAGUCUCUAUGUCUUCAACACAGCAAACUGUGAGUGGUCUCAGGUUGAAGCUAAGGGUUCUCAUCCAUCAGCCAGAGACAAGCUAGGAGCAGUUGCCAUAGGAACAAAGAUUUAUUAUUUUGGUGGAUUCGGCCCAACUCUGGAGGAAGAAGAUUUAACAGGAGAUACUGAGGAAGAAGAGGAAGGAGAAAUGGCUGGUCAAGAAGGGGCUGUGUUUGGCUGGUUUAAUGACCUCUUUGUCUAUGAUACAGUGGCUAACUCCUGGUCCCAGCCCAUGCAGAUGAAUCUGGGUGUUCCCACCCCAAGGGCAGCCCACAGCAUGAGUGGAGUAGAGAAGAAUCUGAUUAUCUUCGGUGGAAAGGAUGCAGAGGCCAGGCAGAAUGAUUUACACAUCUUUAACACAGACUCUCGGAAAUGGGAUACAGAGAGUAAAUUCAGAGGAAGACAACCAGAGCCUCGCUCAUUUCAUUCUGCAACAGUUGUGGGGAAUCGAGUGGUCAUCCUUGGUGGACGUGGGCUGACGAAUCAGCAUUAUGCAGACAUCCAUAUACUAGACACAGAAAAGAAAGAAUGGCUUCAGCCAGCUGUACAGGGUGACAUCCCAUUGGGGCGGGGCUUGCAUUCAGCUGUUGUUGCUGGCAACCAGCUUGUGGUAUUUGGUGGCUCAGCCAAUAUAGACCCAGAGACCAAUCAGUGCACAGAUAUCUUCUCAGAUACUUACUUGGUCAAAACAGCUGACAUUUUGAAGGGAUCAUCACACAGUGAUCAGGGUGCCAGUGAAUCUCCAGUAAAACAGAAUGGAGGUACAAAUGGUGUGUGACCAAUCAAGACACAGCUUGUGAAGGGAACUUAACUCUAAAAGAGAACAUUGUCAUUAAUUGUGUAUCACAGUACCUCAGGCCAUAAACUACGCAGCUGCGCACAUCUGCCUUUCUCUUGCAAUGCUCCAUUUAUGAACUUUAUCCUGCUGUUAUAUGAAUUGUUGCAAGACUUGAAAAAAGUUCAGGUUGGGCAGGUGUGCUGGAAUUAGUAGUGAUCUGAAGAAAAAUGUCUGAUCCAUUAUCUGUUAUUUCUGUCUUAUGUGAAGUCAUCAGUGAUAAAAUGCUUCAUAGAAGUCUACGUUAUUUGUCUAAACUUGUUGAUAACUUGUUUGCCUUUUGUUUUUAAUUAUUUACAUGCAUAUUAGCUGUCUCAUUUGUUUGUAUAAAUGGAAUGGUGGUUAAGGUCAUCUUUGCGAAUAUUUCACUUAUCUGAGGAUGUCUUCGUUGUGAGUGAAGUUACAUGUGAGAAAGUUUUCUCCACUUUUAUUUCCAAACUGUAUCUUAUUCACACAUAUAACCGACACAGAUUCACCCACC
Messenger RNA from Liolophura sinensis, 1891 nucleotides. RefSeq names its product host cell factor 2-like. Gene Ontology annotation, molecular function: protein binding. The transcript is spliced from 9 exons. NCBI's taxonomy places the organism in Eukaryota, Metazoa, Mollusca, Polyplacophora, Chitonida, Chitonidae. The record is from RefSeq and is a predicted model, not a curated record. Bases 184 to 1353 code for a protein of 389 amino acids.